Messenger RNA from Apis florea (little honeybee), 2749 nucleotides. RefSeq names its product odorant receptor Or1. Gene Ontology annotation, cellular component: plasma membrane. Gene Ontology annotation, molecular function: odorant binding; olfactory receptor activity. Gene Ontology annotation, biological process: sensory perception of smell; detection of chemical stimulus involved in sensory perception of smell. NCBI's taxonomy places the organism in Eukaryota, Metazoa, Arthropoda, Insecta, Hymenoptera, Apidae. The record is from RefSeq and is a predicted model, not a curated record.
GUCGAUACUCUGAGAUGAUCGAUGGUACUUGAAAUACUCAGAGUUCGACUUUUGCAAAGAUCCAUUACAUUUGUAUUGACGAUUUCUCUAUAUUAAUUAAAAAAAAAAAAAAAAUUAAUUUUUCCAUUUACGAACGAAAUAAUUACUUUCGUUCACGCUGUUGCCUAAAUUUCUGUUUCACAAAUACACAAAUGACGUUAAAAUCUUAAAGAUUAACGUAAAAAAAAUUUUAGCCGAUGAAUUGUCAUAAAAAUGGUGGUGCAAACGUUACAAUGGACACGUUUCCUUCUCUCGGUUUGCGGAUGCGUGCCACCAACGUCGUGGAAAUCGUCGUUUAAAAAAUCGUUGUACAAUAUAUACACGCUCGUCAUAUGGCUGUUAAUACUGAGCCUUGUAUCCACCCAAAUAUUAGAUAUAAUUAUCAACGUGAAAAAUAAGAAUGAAUUUAUAGAGAAUUUUUAUAUCACGCUGGUUGUAUUCGUAACGAGUUGCAAAAUGACCAUUAUAUUAAGAUAUCGUAAGAAUAUUUUAUCUUUGAUCGACGAUCUUCAACACGAGCCUUUCUCACCGAUCACACACGAGGAAAACGAAAUCCGUACAAAAUUUAACAAAAUGAACGAGCGGACUUCGAUCUGUUACACAAUUCUGGUCUUAGUUUCCGCGACAUGGAUAUUCGUGAGAUCGUUCUUCACGGAUUUCAAAAAGAGAAAACUGACCUUUCGGGCAUGGCUGCCGUACGAUUAUUCGGAAUUGUUACCAUUUACGUUGAGUUACGUUCACCAAGCGACAACUUCAAUGUUCUGCUCCUGUCAGAACAUUUCAUGCGACACUCUGUUCGCUGGUUUUUUGGUUCAAAUUUACUGCCAAUUCGAAAUACUGGAGGAACGUCUGAAAAAUGUUCAACAAGACGAGUCCAAUUAUUCGGCGAAACAAUGCGUUAGACAUUAUCACCAAAUAUACAAAUUCUCUAGAACGUUGAACGAGAAAUUCAAGGUAAUACUCUUCUUGCAAUUUUGCGCGAUCUCGUUCAUACUCUGUUUCAAUCUGUAUCGAAUGACCACUAUAACGAUGAUUCCUAAAUUAUUGGAAGCAUCCCUAUAUUUGGUUCGCGUUUUAGUUCAGAUAUUAUACUAUUGUUGGUUCAGUAACGAAGUCAAAUUAAAGAGUCUCGAGGUGCCUGGCAUGAUAUUUAAAAGCGAUUGGAUAUCGUGGGAUGACAAGACGAAAAAAAUCUUUUUAAUAAUCAUGACACGAGCGACGCAACCUUUCGAAUUUACCAGUGGAUAUUUGGUGACGUUGAAUCUUGAAUUCUUCGUGGCGCUAAUAAAAGCUUCGUAUUCCGUCUUUAAUUUAUUGCAACGAAAAAAAAAAAUACACGUAAAGAUUUCUUCUUUUCUUUUUUCCCUAACAUCGACAAUGCGCAUACUGCGAUGGACGUUUCUCUUGUUCGCGUUGUGCGGUUGUUUCCCACCCGCGUCGUGGUCAACGCGUCUCAAAAGAUACUUGUACAAGAUUUACGCGGUAUUUUCAUUCAUAGCGCUGAACAGUUUCUUGCUCGCUCAAAUAUUGGAUAUGGUGUACAAUGUAAAAGACACGGACGAUUUCAGUGACAAUUUCUCGGUAACCGUGGUAGUAUUCGUCACAUGUUUCAAGCUGAUCACUAUACUGAUACGCCGUGAGAACAUUCUACUUUUGUGCAACACCCUAAACCAGGAGCCACUUUCGCCUAUGAACACGGAAGAAUUUGAAAUUUUCUUGAAAUUCGAAAAGCUCACCGAUUGGAACACACUUGGUUACUUCAUCCUGCUUAUGUUUUCUUCAUUGUGUAUACUGAUGGGAUCGCUUCUCGCAAAUUUCAAGAUCAGAAAAUUAGCGUUUCGAACGUGGCUGCCUUACGAUUACUCGACCGCAUCUGCAUUUCUGCUUGCCUUCGCUUACCAAAUUGUGGUUGCAACGGUGUGCACGUUCGCGUGCGUCGCAAGCGAUACUUUGUACAGCGGCCUGUUGAUACAUAUUAGCUGCCAAUUCGAAAUACUGGAGCAUCGUCUGAAAAACAUUGGAUCGGAUAAAAAUUAUACUAUGAAACAAUGUGUUCGUCAUCAUAAUCAUAUAUAUAAAUAUGGAGAGAUGGUGAACGAUGCAUUUCAAUCGAUCAUGUUCUUUCAAUUCUGCACGAGUCUGUCAAUGAUCUGUUUCAAUUUCUAUCGAAUAAUGCAAAUAGAAAUGGACUCAAGAUACAUAGGGACAAUCCUCUACAUGGCUUGCUCGUUAAUGCAGAUAUUUUACUAUUGUUGGUUCAGCAACGAAGUCAAGCUCAAGAGUUUGGAACUUUCCGAUAUGAUAUUCAGAAGCAAUUGGACAUCGUUGAAUAACAACGUUCAGAGGGCUAUUCUAUUGGUGAUGAGGCGUGCAAUGAAACCCAUUGAAUUUACCAGCAUUUACAUUGUAUCCGUGAAUCUUGAUUCCUUCAUGACAUUGUUGAAAAGUUCAUACUCAGCGUUCAGUGUGUUGCAACAGAGCCGAGAAUCAUAAAAACGAGCAAGAAAAUUUGCUUAACGUAGACCCGUCCUUUCUUCUUCGAUUCUUCCUGGUAGAUCAAGAGCAGGGAAGAAGGAAGAGAAGAAAAAGCAUGUUCGAAUAAAACACUCUAGAAAUAUACAAAAGUAUCGAGAAGUAAAUUUUAAUAAAUAUUAUAGGAAAAAAUAGAUAUAUAUUACGCACUUGUGUAAUAAAUUUCAUCCUCUGUCAA